AUGCUCUCUUCCCGCGGCGAGAAAAAAGCAAAGUCCUUUGAUAUUCCCUGGCGCUUCGCCGUGGCCCCAACCUACGACAAGGAAGCGAACCCCGAUGGCAUCAUUUGUUUUGGGAUGGCUGAGCAUGGCCCUGUCCGUGCCGAUAUUGCAGAAUACAUUAACAACAAUGUCAAGUUUACCACAAACUCGGUCUGCUACCCCUCCAUGUCAACGUCAAACCCCCUCCCCGCUGCCGUCUCAUCUCAUCUAAACAAGUACUUCAAGCCCCUCAUACCCAUAACGCCUGAAAUGGUUGUUAAGGUGAACGGCUGCUCAGCUGCAGGGAACAUGCUGUCCUUUGCGCUUGCGGAGCCCGGGGAUGCAGUCCUAGUCAGCAGACCGGUGUAUGGGCGGUUCGAGCUUGAUUAUGGCGUCCAGGGAGGAGUGGAAAUAGUAUAUGCGGAUACGGAUGUUAAUGAGGCUUUUGGGACGGCUUGUGUGCAGAGGUAUGAGGAGGCAUUGGAAAAGGCAAGGGAGAGGGGAGUCAGGGUUCGGGCGCUUGUUGUUGUUAACCCGCAUAAUCCCGUUGGUAUGAACACGCUCAAUUCUACCUCUUUUGUUGGCCGGUGCUAUCCACCAGAAACGCUUGUCGAGAUCAUGAAAUUCUGCAACAGACACAAGCUUCAUCUGAUUAGUGAUGAGAUCUAUGCAUUUAAGGACUUCGCCUCCGGUGGCCUUCAUCUCGGCUUCAUAAUAUCUCGAAACUUUGAGCUCCGUCGAGCCUGCUCGGCGAUGCUACGAUUUCACAGUCCUUCCUCGGCAGCUGAGACAAUAGGGACUGCAAUUUUGCAAGAUGAGGACUUCGUAUCUCGAUUUAUUGAGAGAUCUCGUCGGGAUCUUGCUCACUCCUAUUCAAUAGCUACUUCGAUUCUUGAUCAAGAGGGGAUCAAUUAUGUUAAAGGGGGGAAUGCCGGCUUCUUUCUUUACAUCGAACUCUCUCCAUACCUCUCUCUACCAAACCAGGAACAUGAAUUCGCACUCGCCCAAAGGCUGCUCGAUAACGGGCUGUUCUUGCACCCAGGCGAGGAGCAUUGUAAGGAACCAGGCUGGUUUAGACUAGUCUUCUCGCAUGAUGAGCACAUUCUUCGGGAAGGGUUACGGAGGUAG
Messenger RNA from Aspergillus nidulans FGSC A4, 1146 nucleotides. RefSeq lists its product as uncharacterized. The record is from RefSeq and is a predicted model, not a curated record. Bases 1 to 1146 code for a protein of 381 amino acids. The transcript has 7 exons. NCBI's taxonomy places the organism in Eukaryota, Fungi, Ascomycota, Eurotiomycetes, Eurotiales, Aspergillaceae. Gene Ontology annotation, molecular function: pyridoxal phosphate binding.